Molecule: messenger RNA, 3075 nt
Organism: Penicillium salamii
Lineage: Eukaryota; Fungi; Ascomycota; Eurotiomycetes; Eurotiales; Aspergillaceae
Source: the annotation of a GenBank genome assembly
AUGUUCCAGUCUUUCACUGGCAAUGCCCGUCGCCCAAGGCAGGUGAACCUCAGCGGUCGAUCCAAUAAUCCUUUCGCUGCAUUCCCCGGUGGAUCACCUAGCCGACCAGCCCCUCAUGCGGCGAACCCUGAGAGUGCCGUUGCCAAUGCCCAGCGGGAGCGAGCCCUCAGACAACUUGAAAGAAAUCGCCAAAACGCAUCACGCACCGUACAACGUGUUUGGAGAGGCCACAGAAGCAGAACGGCGACUUACAAAAGCUGGAAGUCGGAAUGGGAUACAUAUGAGUGGAAGAGAGUCAGCCACAAUUUUGGAGUGACCGAUCAUGAGGUCUCCAUGACAGAAAUCGAACGACUGGAAUCCUUAUUACGCCUAUCCCCCGCACCAUAUUCCACAGCGGAGCAAUGUCUUGAUCAGCUCCGGCUCCUAGUUCAAUUUGUGGGAUCUGUGAAGAGACAAGAGGAUGUUCUACGGCUGGUAUAUUUCUGCAGAGUAUUCGAACAGACCUUCCAUGCUCUUCCUACUAUUGCCACGGAGGGCGAAUGGACGGAACUUUUGAAACGGCUCGCAAUCGCAAUACUAAAUGCACUCGAUUCGGCAACGAGUACAUUGACCCAUCGCGCAGCCGUGUUGCCUCUCCUCCAGACGGUGAGCUACCUGGUUGAGUUGAUACCCAAGCGAAUGGCAGCGAUUGGUAAAUACUAUUACCAAGCAAUGGCGAGUCUGACGAAGAACAUUGCGGUCCUUGGUGACAGUCUGUCACCGGAGCAGGUAACCAAGGCUGUGAUUGCUCUGCUUCGGCCUAUUACUUCUGAGACAAUGACGGCUUACGAAGCGUUCGCAAUUUCAUAUUUGACUAUCCCGAACUUGGCUGGCUAUCUUGGUCAGCUUGACAGCUUGGCACAGGAUAUCAACUACAAAGUGUUGGCGUCGGCAAUUGAACCUUUGAUAACUCCAGCUGAUGAAGCCCUCUUAGCCGGAAAUACUGAGGCUCAAUAUUGGCUACUUUCAUACCUGAUCUUCUUCCAUCGCCAUGCUCUCUCAGGUCAGGCUAAUAUCAAAACCCCGGAUCUUGGAUUUUUGACAGCAGUGUCUGGGUUGCUCAACUUGACAUCUUCUCACCUCACCAGGUGUUUGGAAGCAGAGGAGUCAAGUGACGAAGAUUCCCCCAAUGGCCCCGUGCUCCAUUCAUUUGUCAAAGACCAGGUAUCUAGCCUUGUCAAUCAGAGCAGCAUCACAGGGCUGCUUUCGCGUAUCAAAACAACCCACCUUUCGCAGAAAGACUUGUCGAACAGCGAGUCGGACGCUACGAGAGAAGCCAAAAUUCUUGCGACAUAUGCCUUGAAUUUGUUGAGAGUGUUUCCUCGGCGCGGUGAUGACAUUCGCAUGUGGCUGUACAUGGGCUCAGCACCGUCGGGAGAUCAAAUUCCAGGACAACCAGGCAUGAAGAUACCGGCAAUCAAAUACUUCUGGCAGGCAUCUAAGUCCAGUCAGAUCUUCAACAUAAUCAGUAAUGAUUCCACCAAGGUUCUUGCGCUAUUGCAGCCCCCGAAACAUGGCGAAGGGCGUGCCAGUAUCUCGCAAGAGGAUCGAGACCAAGAAUGGACGAUCAUCCUUUUAUUCUUCGAGCUCUACACCUUCUUGCUGAAAGUCAUGGAUGACGAGGAGUUUUUCUCAAGUGCGUCACCAUUCGCAGCUUCAGAUAAUAUCCAGUCCUCGUGGACGAAGGAGAGUGCGCUGCCCCUCAAAGAUAUCCGAGACAUGACAGUGUUCCUCAAGAACCUUGCAUUUACACUAUACUGGAAUCUUGCCGAUUUGACGAGCAAGGGCGAUACUACCACUUCUACCGGAGAUCUGAGGAACUAUUUUACAAACAUAACGCAACCAUCUGUGGUCUCAGAGCGUCAGGAAGCCGAGGCCAAAGAGCAUUCUAACGAUCUCCCUGGCGUGACAGGAAUUCCACUUGACUACUUCAAGGGCUUAGUGACGGGUCUACUUAGAAUGCUACACGAGCGAGAUUCACGUCGGAAAUUCCUUCCUUCGGGCCAUUGGCUCAUGACAGAUCGAUUCGAUAUGGAAGGCUUCAUUCCUGCCGUCGUAGCAGAGGAAGAGAAAAGGCAUGAGUUCCAAGACGACGAGGAUGAUACCGAGACCGAUCUUUUGGACGAUGAGACCCCAGCGGAUUCUCAUCUUGUCGGGAACAGCCAUGCCCGGCAACUGAUUCGCCUUCAAGCUAUGCGCGAUCGGCAACAAAAGGCUGCGCGAGGGAAGGCACUCGCACUCAUUGCGCCAAGGCUAGAGAUCCUUCGCAACAUGCCUUUCUUCAUUCCCUUCGCCACGAGAGUCCAGAUCUUCCGCCAAUUCAUCUUCAGAGAUCAACAACGUCGUCGGAAAGGCUAUGUUGACCCCGAGUCCUGGCGUCUAUCGGUGGCCCAAAGUUCCAUGAUGAAUGGGCCAGUAAAUGGCGCGGAUAUAUUGGCCCGCCACCACGCCGACAUUAGACGUGAGAGUGUAUUUGAUGAUGCCUUUUCUGAGUUCUAUGCGCUAGGCGACGGGUUGAAGGAGCCCAUCCAGAUCAGCUUUAUAGAUCAAUUUGGAGCGAUGGAAGCCGGUAUUGAUGGCGGUGGAGUGACAAAGGAGUUCCUGACCAGCGUGACUUCGCAGGCCUUCAAGACUGAUGACAUGGAGAGUAUGUUUGCAGAAAACGACCAUCAUCUGCUGUAUCCGCACCCUGCAGCAGUUGAUCAGCGCAAAGCGAUACUUCACGAGGCUGGCUUGUCAAACUCAAGCAGUGCGUGGCAGGAGGAAGUGCGUGAUCUCCUUCGACGAUACGAGUUCCUCGGCCGAAUCAUCGGCAAAUGCCUCUACGAAGGGAUUCUGGUUGAUGUCAACUUUGCGCCUUUCUUCCUCUUGAAGUGGGCCCUGACAGGCGGAACUAGGUCAGCAGUGAAAGAGUCUUCUUACCGCGCCAAUCUGAAUGACCUAAAGGAUCUCGACGAGGGGUUGUACCAGGGCCUGGUGAGUUAUGAAACCCGAAGGAUCUUUUCAUUCCAUGCUGUAGAACAUAAAACUCACUGA